Molecule: messenger RNA, 855 nt
Organism: Amaranthus tricolor (Joseph's coat)
Lineage: Eukaryota; Viridiplantae; Streptophyta; Magnoliopsida; Caryophyllales; Amaranthaceae
Exons: 2
Coding region: 164-628 (154 amino acids)
Source: RefSeq, a predicted model, not a curated record
AACAUGCCUCCUCAUGUACCGUUUUAGACAUAUAAAUUAUGUUUGGCUAAUGUGAUUUUUUAGGUCUUUUUUAAAUGAACGUAUGGUUGUUUAUGAUCAAGAGAUGAGUGAUAAAGUUAAUUAGAAAUGGUUGGUUGAAGAAUUUCCUACCUGGUUACAAGAAAUGGUGUCCAAGCUUGAUGAUUACACGUUUGACAUGAGUAUGAUAAGGAUAGUAGGGCGUGGUCCUAAUGCAAUAGUUAAGAGGAUGAAUGGAUUUAUUAUCAAUGGAUUUCGUUACCACACUCAAAGCAGAGAUAAGUUAAAGAAAACUCAAAUUUUUGGAGUGAUGGUCGAAGUAGAAUGCAAGGCAUAUUAUGGAAAGAUAAAUGAUAUAAUUGAGUUGGAUUAUUUUUCAGAUAAUAGGGUGGUAUUAUUUCGUUGUUAUUGGGUGAAUGUGAACUCUAGGGGAUUGAAGAAGGAUAAAAGAGGCUUUACUCUUGUAAAUUUUGCAUAUCAAAUGCAUGAGGGAUCCUAUUUAAAAGAUGAUCCAUUCAUUUUAUCAUCUCAGGCACAACAAGUUUUUUAUGAUGAAGAUGAGAAAGAUAAAGGAUGGCAACAUAUCAUUCGAGUCAAACCAAGGGACUAAUAUAAGUUAUGAUAUGUAAACAAUGAUGAUGAUUUGCACCCUCAGUGUAUGCCUAUCAAUGAACAAUGAGUUGUACUCUUUUACGGGACUCUUAUAAAAUUUUAUUGUGUGGAUUUCGCUUUUUUUUUCUUCUUAUAUUACAUUAUUUAAAUAUUAUUGUGUGGUUUAUAUUACAUUAGUCUAAAUUUUGCUUUGCACUUUUUAUAAUGAUUUAUACAUUAUUUUUU